UCUCUCUACUAGACCACCUCACUUAGUGGGAAAUAACAAAUGUUAAAUGUCAUGCAAGUGAGGUACAAUUAAUAUACAACAAAAUCAAAGUAGAAUAUUGGUGUUUUUAAAAAAUAAUUCAGGGUAAAAAGCAACCAUAAAACAUGAAAUAUGUUGGAAGAUUUCUCAAAGUAUUCAAUUUAUUGUCUGUAGGAAGUUAGUCAAUUGCAUAUGCACUUGCAUAUUUGGGUUUGUAAAUCAAUAUAAUAUUAAGUGAAACCCACAGACAUCAUGACAGGGAACAAUUAGUUUGGGAUUUUAUAAUCAGUAGAAGGUGGGUUUUUUGUAUAAUAGUAUGUUAAUAUAUAUUUUGCUCAACCUUUAUAAAUAGAUUAUUGGAAAGGAAUUCAUUGCAUAACAAAAGCCAAACAUAAUUCCUCAUACGUGUACUUAGACUCAAUAAAAGCAGCCUGAUUUUAUAACAAAAAUCAGGAUGAGGUAGCUUCCUAAAUGCUAAUUUAAACUUAAUUGUAAGUAAUGGAAGAAUUUUUUAAAAAAUUGAACAAACUGCAAAAAAAUGUACCAUGCUAAUUAAAGACACUACUGCUUAAUAAAUUACUUAACAGGGUCUAACUGAUAUGAAUUAGAAAUAGUAACAUAGAAAUUGUGACUAAAAUAAUAAUUAAAACUGAUACUUGUUGAGAACUUAUAAGUGUCAGGUUGAGUGCUCAGUGUUACAUGCAUUGUAUAUUACCUAUUCUUAUUUCCAUUUUAGAUUAGUAAGAUAGGUUACUAGAUACUAAAUAAUUUUUUAACAGUCACACUCCUGUAAGUUUCAAAGCCAUAAUUUAUUUCCAGGUCUUUCUGACUACAGCAUCUGUUGACUGAAUUAUUAAGUUAUGUUAUCUGGAUUUUUUUACAAGUAAUUACCAUCACUUAUACAACUAAAAUGACCUUUACUAACUUUGACACCUAUAGGAUCUUUCUGGAAGUUUGAAUUAACAGUGUUCUUCCAUAAAUUACUUAUAUUUGUUUAUUAUUUUGUGGGUUCAUAUCUUAGCCAUUAAGUCAAUUAUCGAUUACUUUUACAAACUAAGUAUUUUUUAGUCUUUUUCUGUUGUUUUAUUUUCAAUAUUGUCUAGGUUAUAUAUACGUUUAGUGUAUCAUGUAACAUUUUCCAAUACAUGAAGUAUUUCCUCAAUUUUUAAUGUCUUCUCAGAGCUCCUCAACCAUUCAAAAUAACAACCAUUUGGUAACACUUUUAAUAAGUAAAUGUAAGUCGCCAAAUAAUGUAAUUUAGUGUAGGAGAUUGUUGUACAUGCCAACAUUACUCUUUCCCCAUCUUUAAAAUACUCUAUCUUUAACCAUUACUGGAUUUCAAAAUUAUCAUAAAUAUAGGUGAAUCUCUCUUUUCUAAUAAAACAUUUUAAUUUUAAUACAAGCAUUAUAAUGGUGUUAAAAUAUUUCUGUGGAAUCUGACUAGGACAUUAUUCGUCAUGAACUUCUUUAUUCCUCCCUAAUUUAUUGCUUUUCAUUGUUUCAACCAAAAAUAUAUUGUCAAAUGUAGAAUUACUUAAAAAAAAGUAUUCUACCAUGAGACACUUGUUUAAAACUCUAAGGAAUUUAGAACCAGGCCUUAAGAUUGUUCUACUGCGAAGUGAGCACUAGACUCUACCCCGCCCAUUUUACUGUACUAGGGAUCUCAUCUUACAUAUACCAUUCAUUCCUAAGUACACUUAGAGCACUGUCUGACAUAAUUCAGCUGCAGAGAUGAAUAACCAAGGAGUAACCUAUGCAGAACUGAAGGUAGCCAAGAACUCAAAGAGGCAGCAAAUAAAACCUAAGGGCACUAAAAGUUCCAUUUCAAUAACUGAGCAGGAAAUAACCUAUGCAGAAUUAAAUCUUCAAAAUGCUUCUCAGAACCUUCGAGGGAAUGACAAGAACUACCACUGCAAAGAUUUACCAUCACCUCCAGAGAAGCUCAUUGCUGGGGUUCUGGGAAUCAUCUGCCUUGUUUUGAUGUCCAGUGUGGUAACAAUGGUAGUUUUUACUCCCUCUACUGCAAUACAGGAGCAGAAUAACUCCUCUCCGAUAAAAAGGCUCCAGAAAGAAUGUCAUUCUGGUCAUUGUCCAAAAGAGUGGUUUACAUAUUCCAACAAUUGCUAUUAUAUUCAUUUUGAAAAAAAAACAUGGAAUGAGAGUGUGACAGCCUGUGCUACUAAGAACUCUACUCUGCUUUAUAUAGAUAAUGAAGAAGAAAUGAAAUUCCUGAUGUCCCUAUCAGUUGUGUCAUGGAUUUCAGUCUUUCGUAAAGGCCGUGAUCAUCCCUGGAAGUGGCUAAAUGGUUCAACUUACAAACUACAUAUAACAGACUCAUCACCUGAUAAACGUAACUGUGCUCUGUUAUAUUCAGAUGGCAUUAAAGCAGACAGUUGUGAGCUCCCACAUACAUAUAAUUGCAAGGAUCAGCUUGAGAAAACUGGUGUGGUGGAACUUCUUCUCUGGAAGCCUGGACCUCCACAAGGUUUCUUUUGUCUGUGAGUGAUUGUCUAAGACAUUGUUUUCCAGAGGUUCCCUGAAAGAGGGAGGAACUGGAGCUGGUUCACAGGCAACUGCAGGGUCCACAGAUGGGACUGAGUUCUGUAUCACUCAAUUUCAAAUCAUAUAAAGUGGAAAACACCAAGAAUAGUCAAGACAAUGUGGGUGAAGAGCACGAAGAAUAUAUUUUGUCAUUAGUCUGAGGAACCGAACCAAAUUCUGGAAAAAAAAAAAGUCUAUGAAUAUAUUGAACAAUAAAUAUGUGGUUGCAGAGGUAAUAUUACAGAUCCUAAGAAAAGAAUAGAUUAUUCAAUAAAGGUGAUGGAAAAAAUCAUUUCCCUGUGGAAAAGUAUUGAAUAUCAGAGAUCUAAUUAUGAAAGAAGUCCUCACAAGUUUAACAGAAAAUAUAGUUGCAAGCUUCAAAACCUUUGGUGAAGCAUACACUUCUCAAUCAAAUUUCCAAAAAUCCAAAUCAUAAAUGCAAAUGAUGCUAUAAAGUAAUAAUUAAAUAAGUAAAUUUAUUAUUAUCUGGACAGUAAAAUAUAUUAUUAAGAUUGGAAAGAUACACCCAGACUAGCACAAAUUAUACAAUCAGUGAGUGGUUUGCUGGAUCGGGCUCAUAGCUAAUCAAAAGAGAUUAUUGUUAAAAUUUCAGGAAUUUUGAAAACCAGCUAUUAAACACAAUCAUUACUAAAAUUCAAUUAUAUAAAUAUAAAUAUUGUAAAUCAUACUAACAAUAAAAGUAAUAAAUACUCAAAACUCAUUUUUAGUCAUUUUGCUAAAUUUACUAUACUUAUGAAGUUAUUUGCAUCUAUCAUAUCUGGUUGUUGAAAUACUGUACAAUGUUGUACUACUAUAAAUCUCUUCCCUUCUCAAUCCUGCAUUCAGUGGUAUCAGGUUAGUAGCUUUAAAUUUGAUUAUGGUCAGAGUACUUACACAAAUAAAAUUGGCAAACUCUACCAAUGAGAUCUUCCCCACCACCAUAGAGUGGGUUAUUAAACAUUUACUAAUUUACGCUGGGUGCACUUAACAAUAGAUUUCUAUCUAGAAUAUACAAAGAACUUAUGUAAGUCCAUAAAAAGGCAACCAAUUCAACAUAAAAUAUGUGAAAAGACAAUUCACAGAGAAUUAGACCUGAAUAUUCCUUAACGAUACUAUUAUAAAAGUUAAAUAUAAGUAAUUAUCAUGGAAAGGCAAACCAAGACAUCCUAACAAAAUUUUGUAAUCACGAUAUUAGAAAUAUGAAAAGAUUGUAGAUUCCAAAUCAUGGAUAUGGUGUAAAAAAAUGGAAGUUUUCAUGUACUUCUGCUUGGGGUGAAAGUAAUAACAAGUUUUGAAAAGCAAUUUGUCAGUAUUUGUGAAGUUUUGAAUAUACUUAUACUAGUACCCCAAAACUGAUAAGUACAUAGUCUAGAAGAAACACUCCUGUAAAUAUGGUUAAGGAAAGAUAUUGAAGAACAUUCAAGGCAGAAGUUUGAGUGAUAAUAAAAAGGAAAAAAAGGAAGAAUCUGAAUAUCCUUAGAAAAGAAAAUAGGUGAAAAUAUUGUCCUAUAUUCAUAGAAUAGACUAUAUUUUAUGAAGAAAGUGAAUAAAAUAGCACAAUAUUGAGUAUAUCAAUAUUAAGGGAUGUCAAAAAUAUAAAUUUGAGCCAAUAUAAAUAAUUCUAAAAAUACACAUUAUACAUUGUUUUUGUCCUUUUUAAAAAUACAUGCAAGACAUAGCCGUAUGUAUUAGAUAUAAAUAAAUAGGUAAUAGGGAUCCUCUAAAGGGAAAAGAGGGAAUUAAAUUAUGAAUGAGCAGAUAAAAAUUUUACAUCUAUUCAUAAUUUAUUUCCUAAGCUUGAUAGUGGGUACAUUAGUGUUUGUCAUAUUAUUCUUUAAGCAAAAAUUAUUAUCAAUAAGGCAAUUUAGAAAUGUUUCAGAAUAUUUGUAUAAACUUAGAGCAACAGAAGACUUUGUAGGCAACCCAGUACACCCCCUAAUCAAUAAAUAAAAGACUAGAAAUAUUUAUCUACGUAACAUAACAAUUAUGUCAAAUAAAUAAAGGAAAAUAUAUAAAACUCGUAACUAAUGUUUGAUGAGCACUUAUUAUGUACCAUACAUUAUUUUAUGUGCUAAAGAUACAUCAGUGAAGAAGACAAACUUCCUGUCCUUUCAUAGUUUAUAUUCUGGUGAGGAAGAAAUAUAAAAAGCAAAAUAAACAGGUUAGAAUAAAUGAUACAAGUAAAAAUAAGUUACAUUAAGAAAUAAAACAUAUUAAUAGUGUGUUCAGGAAAAGAAACUCUAGAAGAUAAUAUUUGACAGAAUUUAAACGAAAUAGUGAACUUAUCUGGGCAAAUAAAAUUCUUAUCUGUCUGAGCAGAAAGACCAAAGAAAUAAAUGGUGUUGGUGAGGAACAAUAAAAAGAACAAUGAGUCUAAAGAGAGAGAAAGAAGAUGAAGAAUAGGUCAAGAGAGAAGAAAAGUUGAUAUGGACUUAGUGCUUGACCACUUCUGAGUAUUAAAAAAAAGAAAUGAGGUACACAUUUUUGCAAGUACUUUUUAGAUGGUUUUCAUUCUUUUGACUGCAUCACUCCACUGAGACUGAAAAUGUGAGUCAUUGCUCUUAAAGAUACAAGCAUAUAUGUCUUUAAUAAUCUAAAACAACAUCUAAUUACAAGGAAAUAUUUGGCUUUCUGGUUUGUAAUCACAUCGGGAACCACCACUCAAACCCUGUUUUAGUGUAAUAAUGAUUAUUCAUAUUAACCUUGAGAACACAUCACUUUUGAAAAUUUCUUUUUUAACUUGUCUUCUUGACAUUUCUUAUUAAGAGAAAAUUCUGUAAACCACAGAGUAUUUUUUAAACAAACUGUCUAACAUUAAAGAUAUUUAGAAAGUAAAAUUUCGUGUUUUGAAUCAUACAACUAAGGCCCAUGAGGUCCAUUUGUAUUUUAAAAUAGAAAUGGGUUAAAAAUCCCAACUGGCUUUACACCUUAUUAUGUCUAUAUAUUAGGUCAUCAUCCCCUUCCUUAAACUGCUUACUCUAGUAUCCUCUAUAUUAAUGGUACCAUCAUUAUUUCCUUCAGUAAAAAAUAAAAACGUAUGCAUCUUUCUUAUCCUAUCCCUCUCCCCACUCUUUUU
Molecule: messenger RNA, 5635 nt
Organism: Delphinapterus leucas (beluga whale)
Lineage: Eukaryota; Metazoa; Chordata; Mammalia; Artiodactyla; Monodontidae
Product: NKG2-A/NKG2-B type II integral membrane protein-like
Biological process (GO): positive regulation of natural killer cell mediated cytotoxicity; stimulatory C-type lectin receptor signaling pathway
Source: RefSeq, a predicted model, not a curated record